Messenger RNA from Erigeron canadensis, 1045 nucleotides. RefSeq lists its product as uncharacterized. NCBI's taxonomy places the organism in Eukaryota, Viridiplantae, Streptophyta, Magnoliopsida, Asterales, Asteraceae. The record is from RefSeq and is a predicted model, not a curated record. The coding region runs from base 1 to 1029 and encodes 342 amino acids. The transcript is spliced from 6 exons.
AUGGCUGAACUCAUUUAUUUGUGUUACAAGGGUACUACUGUAAUCAAAUUCAGAAAGAAGUCUUUGAGGGUAUUCAAGUUGUUGAUAUUAGCAUGUGUAAUGGUAUGUGGUGUUUAUGUAUGUGUUACAUAUCCGAAACAAACACACAUCGAAAACAAGAGGGAACUUUUUGAGUUUCAAGUAAUUGAGAGGCCACGCCGUAACAAUGUGAUCUAUCAGUCUCAAAUCACUCACUUGCAUCACCCGAAACCAGAAGCCUUAAACAGGUUUGAAUAUGCUAGAAAUCGUGUGCAUUUGUUUGUCGUUAUAUCAAUGCAAAGAUCGGGAAGUGGAUGGUUUGAAACUCUAUUGAAUAGUCACGCUAAUAUAAGCUCCAAUGGUGAGAUAUUUGGUCCAAGAAGCAGGAGAGAAAAUCUUACGUUAAUUAUUAACACCCUCGAUCGAGUUUACAAUUUGGACUUGCUUACGAGUUCUUCUAAGAACGAAUGUUCUGCUGCAAUUGGCUUCAAAUGGAUGCUUAAUCAGGGCUUGACGGAAUUUCCAAAAGAGAUUCUUGAGUACUUUGCUAAGAAGGGUGUUUCUGUCAUCUUCUUCUUUAGAAGAAAUAUGUUACGUAGAUUGGUUUCAAUUCUUGCGAAUUCAUUUGAUAAAGACGCCAAGCUUCUAAACGGAAUUCAUGUAUCUCAUGUACACUCACACGAAGAGGCUUUGACACUAUCAAAAUACAAACCCAAGAUCAAUGUAACAUCAUUGGAGUCGGAUUUGGGAGAAAUGGAAUCAACAGCUAUAAAAGCGCUUGAGGACUUCAAUAGCACGAGACACAUUAUAGUCUAUUAUGAGGAUCUAAUAAAGCACCCUUCUAAACUUAUACAAGUUGAAGAUUUUCUGAAGCUACCGCGAAUGAAACUAAGAAGUAGGCAGGUGAAGAUACACAAAGGACCGUUAUCAGAACAUAUCAACAAUUGGGACGACGUCAAAAGGACUCUUAGUGGUACACCAUACGAGAAAUACCUUCGAUCUGACUACUGAUCAAUUGAUGCCCAAC